CGCUGUCUUCACGACAGAGGCUCUAGGAAGUGGUAUCAGCAGAUACAAGUGUUAUUUUGUCAUCAUGGUUGUACUAGCAGAAGAAGUUGCUGCAUCACUUGUGCGGGAAUAUCUCAGUAGAAAAGGACUCAAACGAACAAUGGCCUGUAUGGACGAAGAGCACCCUCGCACAAGUACCAGUAUCAACAACAGAUCUGACCUGAGACAGGUUCUUCAUAUGGAGGGUCUCUGCAGGACUAACAAGGCUCAAGGCAGCCCGCUAAAAUCCAUGUUGGAGAUCAUGGUAAGAUUUCAGAUUGAUGGACAUAAUGACACCACAACCAACAUCAGGAGUGAUGUCCAGAAGUCUCUGUCUGCCCCUCAGACUGUAAACACCAGAAAAGACGACCCGGCACGACCUGACAGUAGAAAGAUCAUAUCAAGGUCUUUGACAGAGGUUGACUGUCCAGCCCAAGAUACAUUCUUAUCUCUUGCAACAGACAGACAGUCCACACUUACCCAAAUAAGUCAAAGCUCUUCCAUAAAAAAACAACAAGACCAACCACCUCUGUCUAUGCCUUCCCAAGCCAGUGACCGCACCAUAAAGAAAGAACAGUUUUCAGACGGAACAAUUUCUGCUACGGAGAUAACUCCGAAGAAAUCAGUUAGCCGUAUCAGACGGGGCAUGAUGGCUGGUCCUAGGUCUAGUUCAUCUGAGGAAUCAAAUAGAAAGCAUCAGACUUGGAAGGUGGGGGUAGUCCGUUCUCAUUUUGGAGUUGAUGAAGACAGUAGAAAGACCAGAGAUGAGGAUGAGAUUGCUGACCAUAGAGAAAGAACAAUCACUGGCUCCACAAGAGCAAGCCAAGAAUCUUGGAUCACACAUGAACUGGAAAGCAAGGCUGGAGAAGGUUCUGGAUUUGAGAAAGUAGAGAAAAACAUACAGAAAGAUUACAGAACAAAAUUAAAGCUGAAUCGCAAUGUUGAUAGUCAGGAGGGGAUGGAGAUGAUUUUGGAUGACAUAGAUGAUGAUGAGGAGCUUCUGGAACUGUCCAGAGUUACCCUUCAAUCAAGAAUACCUCAGCACAGCCACGAUACCUAUCCCAUGGAUCAGAACACUGCCAGUGUAAUUACAAUUUUGCUUUCGAAGCCAGCGAUGGGACAUUGCAUUUUCAGUUUGAACUCUCCUGUUUGUGUUUUUCAGGCCCUCAAAGAAGUUCUUCUUGGCUCCAGCACCAGUUGUUUCAAUGCAGAGUGGAAGAGUCAGAGCUUCACAUUUUCAGAGAUAUCUGAUGUGAGAUAUGGAAUUAUACAAAAGAAGGGUGGUCCGUGUGGAGUUCUUGCUUCAAUGCAAGCCUGUGUUCUGAAGAAACUCCUGUUUGAAGGGGCCAACAUUGACACAAGCUUGCAGAGAUUAAGGCCGUCGAACACCUCGAGGACAAAGUGUCUGGCACUGGCUUCUGCUCAGGUCCUGUGGAGGGCUGGGGGGGGCAGGAGAGCCACCAUAGCUGUAACCUCAGGAAAAAAUAAUUUCAUUCCUUCAGGACAGUUAAGAUCGGAUGGUAUAUUUGAGAAGAUAACAUGUUUUACUGUUGAUAACCUGAAGGACCUUCAGUUGUUGCUGGAUGAACACAUACAUCAGUUUGAGUCAGGAACCUUAGGAUGCAUACUGUUGACCAUCUCUGUUAUUCUGUCCCGGUCUAUUGACAGAGUGAGAGAGGAUAUGGAUGUGCCCACCACCACACUGAUCGGAGCCUAUGGUUACUGCACACAGGAGCUGGUCAAUCUGUUCUUGUGUGGGCGGGCGGUUUCCAAUGUCUUUGACAAUGACAUGGAGCUGGACUCGGGCAACAGAAACCUCACCCUCCUCCGGGGCAUCCAGAGGCGCUGUGACGUGGGACUGCUGUCGUUAUUCGAGCACUACAACAUCUGCAAGGUUGGAUCUUACCUGAAGACUCCCAGAUUCCCUGUCUGGCUGGUGUGCAGUGAGAGCCAUUUCAGCGUAGUGUUUGCCCUGCAGAGGGAGCUGCUGACAAGCCAGCUCCAGGAGUUUGACCUGUACUACUACGACGGCCUAGCCAAUCAGCAGGAGGAGAUCCGCCUUACUGUCUCUGUAGGAACCUCGGUCCCACUUUCGGGCCCCCAGGAUGCGGAACUUAUUCCUCCUCUUGAACACUGCAUCAAAACAAGGUGGAGUGAUGCCGUCAUUAAUUGGAAUAACACAGAGCCUAUUCUUUGAUCGGCCAUUGAAAGUGGAAUCAUCACAUUGAACUCAGAGAGACCACCCUCGAAGUUUCCAAAGAGAACCUACUUUGUUGCAGAUCAAAAGGAAUGUACUGAAACAAUUAUUAUUUACUUUGAUUAUAUCAACCUUAAAAGUAAUGUGUGGGGACACCCUUCAAGCUGAUUCCAGUACAUAGUGUGUACCGGUGCAAUGCAGGUCCAUUUCAAAUACAAUUUUACAACGGGUACUUGAAGAUUGUAUCCAUGUAAACGUUUUGUAAAACCAACUUUUGGUGCAGGAUGUGUAUUUUAAUAAUGAAUGUGGCAUGGCUUUACCUCCCAAUACCUUAUCAGGAGCAGUGCCUAAUAUAAUCUGAAUGUUAAAUUUGUUGUUGUAAAAAAUAUACUUUAAAAUAGAUACUUUGCCUUCAUAACCUACUUUUUUUGUCUGACAUUGUCUAUAGAUUUCUAAUGAGUAAAUACUUAUUAAUGCUUACAUUUAUGUUUUCAUUUGUUAGUAACAUUGUAUUAAAUAAAAAAGAUGAUAUUAUUAAUAUUUGUAAGGCGACAUUCUCAUGUGAAAAGUUAUAUAAUUACAAUAUGUAAUAUAUCACACUAAGUAAAUCAACUGUUGUUUGUUUUGUUAUUUCUCAAAAUAUUGCAUCUUGAACACACUAGAGCUGCAUUCUUGUCCUUACGCUGGUGUUAUGUACAGAUUUUUAUUUAACCAGCACUUGACAUCCGAUCUUUGCUAAUAUCAGGUUUGGCUUAAAGAGUCUCCAAACAUACUGUCUAAAAGUACAAUUUGUAUGUUUAUUUGUGGAUCAAGAUAUCCUUGAGUUUAAAACUGCUGUUUUUCUUUUCUUUUACUCAAAUGUGCAUAGAUGUGCAUACAAUGAGUGUUUCUGAGAUGAAUAGAGGAACAUCUGUGGAUCCAGUGUUUGCUCCAAGUAUUUUCGGCAAUUGAAGUAUGUGACACAACAUAAAAAUGCAGGCACGUUAUGAAAGAAAAGAUCUUGCUUCAUUUCCUAAGAGCACGAUUGAAAUGUUGAGCACUUAUCAUUCCAUUAUGAUCAAAUGGGGAUAAACCAGACCCAUAUCAGUUUAUCAGUGACCAUCUGUUGUUAUGUAUUUGAAGCUUGACUGAUUACAAAUAGAAAUCCACCCACUCAUGAUUACAUUGUACAAUAAGGGCUUGGCCCUUGGAGCCAAACCUUGCAUAUUAUCAUUUUGUUUUGUUGGGGUGUAUCCUUUCAUAUAUUAGGGUUCAUAAACAGAACAUACUUAUAGUGUACUUUCUCAAAAGUGAUGGCCUCUUUACCAGACUAAGUCUCCCACUCUCCUUUACACAAUAAAUUAUGUUUC
Hypomesus transpacificus is the source of this 3564-nucleotide messenger RNA. It is a transcript of the gene mindy4, whose product is annotated as MINDY lysine 48 deubiquitinase 4. Gene Ontology annotation, biological process: protein K48-linked deubiquitination. The record is from RefSeq and is a predicted model, not a curated record. NCBI's taxonomy places the organism in Eukaryota, Metazoa, Chordata, Actinopteri, Osmeriformes, Osmeridae. The coding region runs from base 65 to 2215 and encodes 716 amino acids. Gene Ontology annotation, molecular function: cysteine-type deubiquitinase activity; K48-linked deubiquitinase activity. The transcript has 17 exons.